Linum tenue is the source of this 1313-nucleotide messenger RNA. The record is from the annotation of a GenBank genome assembly. NCBI's taxonomy places the organism in Eukaryota, Viridiplantae, Streptophyta, Magnoliopsida, Malpighiales, Linaceae.
AUUGAAUCUCAAUUUCCACCAUUUCUCUCUAUCUCCCUUCCCUCUCCUCUUAAUACCUCCGCCUUUCAGCGUUAAAGGCGUCCAUUUCAUUCUCCCCUCCUGUCCUCUCGCUCGCUUGCUUCCCCCCACGAACCCUAGCUCGCCGGUCAGAAUUCGCGAUGAAGGGAGGUAAAUCCAAGUCCGAUGCCAAGAACACCAAGUUGUCGGUGGCUAAAAAGCCUGCUAAGCCGACGAAGAAAGCCGCUAAAGCAGCCAAAGACCCCAACAAGCCCAAGCGGCCGCCGAGUGCCUUCUUCGUCUUCAUGGAGGAGUUCAGGGAGACAUACAAGAAGGAACACCCCAAAAAUAAAUCAGUUGCAGCUGUAGGUAAAGCUGCAGGAGACAAGUGGAAGUCUUUGACCGAUGCUGAGAAGCAACCCUUCAUCUCCCGAGCUGAGAAGAGGAAAGCUGAGUAUGAGAAGAAGAUGAAGGCCUACAAUAAGGAACAGGCCGAGGGACCCAAGGACGAAGAGGAGUCCGAGAAGUCGAUGUCCGAGAUUAAUGACGAUGAGGAUGACGAAGAGGGAAGUGGAGAGAUGGAGUGGCGGCAGCAGCAGCCGGUCGACGCCGGCGUCGAUCAUCGUCAGACCCAGCUGGGAAGCGGAAGAGGGAUUCACAACAAUGCGGCGGCGCAGGCGCUGAUUGGAAGUGGGUUAGGUGUUAAAGUGAUGACCGACGAACAAAUGGAGAUUCUUCGGAAGCAAAUCUCCGUUUACGCCACGAUUUGCGAGCGGCUCGUCGAGAUGCACACAUCCUUCGCCCUCAAUCGCCCUGAAUUUUCCGGUUGGAAUGCUUAUGGCGACCCUUUAUCAUCCUGCGGUCCAUCCAGGAUUCCUUCAAGGCAAAGAUGGGCGCCAAAGCAGGCACAACUGCAAAUCCUCGAGCGCAUCUUUGCGCAGUGCAAUGCAAAUCCAAGCAAAGAAAAGAUCAAGGAGAUCACUGCUGAGCUGUCCAAGUACGGUCAAGUUAAAGAAGCCAGUGUCUACAACUGGUUUCAGAACAGGAGGGCUCGCUGCAAGAGGAAGCAGUCAUCAGCUCCAGGAGCGCCGAAAGCUGUUAACUUUGAUGUUGAAGUAGAGCUGGAUGCUGCUGCCAAGGAGAAGGAGAAGGAGAAACCAGCAGAAGAUGAGAACGAGAAUGAAAACGAGCAGCUUAUCGUCGAUCAGCUCUACUUCCACAGUCCAGAGAUUGGGAUUGACCAACUGAUUGGUAAAUUGGAGGUGUGUGAAGGGUACAAUUUAUACUGGCAGGACCAGCAAAAUGGCUUCUCCUGA